UGUGCAUGAAAUGGUUUGUAUUUAUAUAUUGAAUAUAUAAAGUUAGCUCCAAAAGACCCCAUAAUUCACUAGGUGGACAACUAAUCAUCUCAUGUGUAAAACAAUAAUAAUAAUAAUAAUCUAUACAAUACAUUAAAGGAAAGCCGAUGGUGUCCCAAAACGAUAAAUGCCAGAAUGGGGUUUGCUUAGGUGUCGGCAUCAAAGGAUUCUGUGUGUGGUCAUCCAUCUAUUUGAUUCGGAGUUUAGAAAGAGUCCGAUGCUGUGAUGUUCCACUGUAGGAGAGAGUCCUCAUUCCCUCACACACAAAAAAAAAAAAAGAAAAAAAGGAAAAAAAGGAGAGACUUUUCCGUGAAAAAAGAGUUUAGACAAAUAGCAGAAAAAUUAAGAGGAAUUAAAAUGCGCCAGGCUCCGAACCUCACGAGUUAAAAAAGGGGUAAAUAAUAAUUUUAAAACCAGUCUUCCGACUUCUGGGCUGGUUUGGUUUCUUGUGGACCAAGGCCUGAAAUAUGGAAUAUAGCAAAUAGGCUAUGAACACAAGCCGAGGGAAAGAGGUCUCGCCGCCAUUGCUUUUUGCCGCCAUGGCUCCAUAACUUGAAGAGGAGACGAAUGAGAGGAACCCUCGCCCGCUCGACGAGGGCAAUAUCGCCCUUCUCAAAGCCUACACACGCCUGCCCCACCCCCUCCAGUCUCCCCUCGAAUCGUCGUCUUCAGAUCCAAAUCAGUCGGCCUGGAACCCUAGAUUUUUUUUUCUUUUUGUCCUUUUUAAUUUUCCUAGUAUUGUUCUAUAGAGGUAGAAAUCGAGCAUUUGUUUGGAAAUCCUGUAAAAAUUGAAACUUUAUCUGUUGCGUAUAAUUUUUCCGGUAUUUCCUUUUCAAUUCUUGCUUAUAAUGCCUCUGGCUGCUCAAAUCUUUACUGAUUUUGGUCUAAGUUCGGUUCGAUUUGCUAUCCUAUUUUUUGAAUCUUUUGUUCCCCUUUGUUGCACGGAUUUUGUUGUUGGGAUAUGGGUUGAAUAUAUUUCAUGGAUCUGCAAUAUCAUCAAUUGAAAAUUGAAUUGUUGUGUUGUUCUUUGAUGACAGGGUCUAGGACCUUAUUCAGCUAGUAUCAGGAAAGUAGAGAAGGAAAUUAAGGAGAUGACGAAGAAAGUCAAUGAUCUUUGUGGAAUCAAAGAGUCUGACACUGGUUUAGCUGCACCAAGCCAGUGGGAUUUAGUUUCUGAUAAGCAAAUGAUGCAAGAAGAGCAACCUCUAGAGGCCGCUAGGUGCACGGAGAUUGUAAAUCCAAACACAAAAGAUGCUAAAUAUGUGAUAAAUGUAAAGCAAAUUGCCAAGUUUGUGGUUGGCUUGGGUGACAAAGUCUCUCCAACUGAUAUUGAGGAAGGCAUGCGUGUAGGGAGACAACGGAUUUUAGAGCAGAGAAAAUCAUUGCCUAUUGCAUUCAGUUGA
This is a messenger RNA of Phoenix dactylifera (date palm), 1442 nucleotides long. Lineage: Eukaryota; Viridiplantae; Streptophyta; Magnoliopsida; Arecales; Arecaceae. The record is from RefSeq and is a predicted model, not a curated record.